Camelus dromedarius (Arabian camel) is the source of this 1522-nucleotide messenger RNA. RefSeq names its product Mix paired-like homeobox (gene MIXL1). Lineage: Eukaryota; Metazoa; Chordata; Mammalia; Artiodactyla; Camelidae. Gene Ontology annotation, molecular function: RNA polymerase II cis-regulatory region sequence-specific DNA binding; DNA-binding transcription activator activity, RNA polymerase II-specific. The record is from RefSeq and is a predicted model, not a curated record. Bases 127 to 864 code for a protein of 245 amino acids. The transcript has 2 exons. Gene Ontology annotation, biological process: endoderm development; hematopoietic progenitor cell differentiation; endoderm formation.
GAGACACGGGCCUUCCUGCGUCCAGCCCUUUGAUCGCGCCGCCACCCCAGGUCCCCUCCCUCGGUCCCGGGGCCCCUAUAACUAGAGGCCCUGCCCCUCCCGGCGGCGCACUGGGGUCGGGCAGCGAUGGCCACAGCGGAGUCCAGCCAGCUCCAGUUCGGGGAGAGCGCCGCGUCCCCCCUCUACCGGCCCGCCCACGCCGGCGGGGCGUUCCUGCCGCCCCCGAGCCCGGCCGCUGCCCUGCUCCCCUCGCGCCCCUCGGGCCUCGGCUCGGAGCGCGGCGCCCCGGCAGCCUUCGCGGGCUUUCUUGGGAGGGGUCCCGGGCCCGCCGCGCCUCCCCACGCCGGCCUGGGCCCGCCUGCGCCCCACAAAGGCGCGGCCGUCCCGUCGGCGUCGCAGCGCCGCAAGCGCACGUCGUUCAGCCCGGAGCAGCUGCAGCUGCUGGAGCUCGUCUUCCGCCGGACCAUGUACCCGGACAUCCACCUGCGCGAGCGCCUGGCCGCGCUCACCCUGCUCCCGGAAUCCAGGAUCCAGCAGUUUCUCUCUCCCUUCUUCCAGGUGUGGUUCCAGAACAGGCGCGCCAAGUCACGUCGUCAGAGCGGAAAAUCCUUUCAAUCUUCAGCCAGGCCGGAGCUUUUCCUCCACCACUCUGCUUGUGAAACUGAAGUGAAAUAUUUGAAGCCCCAGCAGCCUCUGGAGGCAGAUGUGAACUGCCUGCCUGAUCCCAACAGGGUUGGAGGGGGCAUGUCUGACCCUAGCUCCCAAGGUCAGAAUUUUGAAACCUAUUCUCCUCUCUCUGAAGACAUUGGUUCAAAGCUGGACUCAUGGGAAGAACACAUCUUUUCUGCCUUUGGUAACUCUUGAGGAAUCUGGGAGAAUUCAGGAUAAGCUCAGAGGAACCAUAACUGACAGCCAGGGAGAUACACAGUAGAAUACUGCCCUUUCUGGGUUCCAUGUUAAGUUCACAUCCAUGUUAACCUUGGUAAUGGUUUUGAGUUAUCGCUCACCUGUGAAGAUUUCGUCCUUCUUGCCCAUGAACCUUUGCCUAUAGCCUGUUCUUUCUUCGUAGGACACGCCCCUUAGGAGUUCUGGCCAUUUAUUUUUACUAGUGCAUCUCCAUAUCUGUGCAUUCAUUUUGGUACACAUACCUGCUCCUUACCAGUCCUGUUGCUAUUUUUUGGAUGGGUUAUUUAAACUUAUCUUCACAAGAACUCCUUGGUUCGACUCGGUUUCCCCAUGUGCUUGACAGCUACUGUCUACAUAUGGUUCUUCCAAGGCUUGCAACCUUAAACUCAUGCUAACCAUGCUCCUUCAAUCCUCAUCCUAUCACCCAGAUUUACUACUUUUUAAAUUUGGCUUUUCAGCUUUACACUCAUUCGUAGCUCCGAUGAUUCUCUGUCCAGAUUAUUCAAGAGCCCCCUGCCUCAAGUUUCUGAACUUUCAAAAAACUACUCUCUUUAGAAAUCUUUAGGAGCCUCCAAUUGCUAUAAAAUUAUAAAAACCUUUUGGUUACUCUUCCAGC